This is a messenger RNA of Cuculus canorus (common cuckoo), 3639 nucleotides long. RefSeq names its product keratinocyte differentiation factor 1 (gene KDF1). The transcript is spliced from 5 exons. The coding region runs from base 338 to 1591 and encodes 417 amino acids. Gene Ontology annotation, cellular component: cell junction. The record is from RefSeq and is a predicted model, not a curated record. Lineage: Eukaryota; Metazoa; Chordata; Aves; Cuculiformes; Cuculidae. Gene Ontology annotation, biological process: regulation of epidermal cell division; keratinocyte development.
CGUGACUCACCUGGCCCAGGUGGGGCGGGGCCGGACGCCGCUCCUGGCUCGCAGGUUAAUGCUUUGACUUCCGUGGCUCCUAACAACAGUGGCACUAUGGUUAUUGGCAAAACAACUUAAUUCAGCUAUUUUAAAACUCUCAAAGGCAAUCGUGUCCUCCGAACAAUGAAGAUCUUAGACCCCGGCUAACUCUGAGACACGCAAACUGUUUGUGAAUCCCUCCUCACUCUUCUGAAGCAGAUGCUGAAGUUCUUUCAAAGGAUCUGCUCUGUUCACACACGGUACCUACGCGAGAGCAGAGAGAGCUCCUGGAGAUCUUGUGUGUGAGCGGUGAGCCAUGCUGGGCCGGAAAACAGGACAUCCCCGUGACCUCAACAGCCACCGCCAGCUGAACCAGCCCCACCAGGAGGCCGUGCCCCUGCGGACCAGACCCUCCAAGGAGACAGAUGUCAGUUUGGAGGUUUUCAGCGGUUCCACACCCGAGAUCAAACAGAGCCGCACCAGGGCCCAGCAGAUGCGAGACAGGAAGGGUCGCAAAGCUGACCUCAAAGACUCUAACGGGAGAGAGACAGAAACAAUUACCUUUAUUUCUGGCACAGCAGAGGCUCCCCCAAACCAGAGCUUUUGCUGUUCCUCUCUAUCUCAGGCCUGGAACACGUACAAGGCUGUUUUCUGUUGUAUAGUGACCUGUGGGGGCUGCUUUCAGGACUGCAGUGUCUGUGUCCCCUACCCGGGGCCUGCCGAGACCUCCACCGAUGAUGGAAAGAAUGGGGAUUGCAAUGGGCGGCUGCCGAACAGCCCCAGCAACGUUUCUCCCACUGAGAAGAAUGGGAACCAGAUCAAAAAGUCCACCAUGGGCAGCAGUUUCAGUUACCCAGAUGUGAAACUAAAGGGCAUUCCUGUGUAUCCAAUCAGGAACCCCAGCCACAACCUGGAAUCAGAUCCUUGCUGCAAAGAGCUGCUGCCCGAGAAGCCCUUCAGGAACAGCAUAGAAAAGCCACCGCUCCCCAGCAGCCACCGGAGUUCAGAGGAGUAUUAUUCCUUCCACGAAUCCGACCUGGACAUCAGUGAGCUGAACGGCUCCAUGUCCAGCAGGGAGAUCGACGUCCUGAUCUUCAAGAAGCUGACAGAGCUCUUCAGCGUCCACCAGAUCGACGAGCUGGCCAAGUGCACGUCGGACACUGUCUUCCUGGAGAAGACCAACAAGAUCUCUGACCUCAUCAAUAGCAUAACUCAGGACUACAACCUGGACGAGCAGGAUGCUGAAUGCCGGCUGGUCCGAGGCAUCAUACGCAUCAGCACUCGGAAAAGCAGGGUCCGGCCCCAUAUUUCUGUCCCAGCCAGCAAGAGCCACGAGGAGAAGUCCAGCAGAGGUAACGCACCAGACAGCGGGAAUGAAACGAUGCUGGAGUCCAUGGUCAUCAGCCAGGACGAUUUGGCUGUGCAAAUAUCGGAGGAAACGCCAGCAGAUGUGAUAGCCAGGAACAUGCGGCGGCAUAGCAGCGCAGGCUCUCCAGCAAGCAGAGAUUCCUCAUUCCAAGACACAGAGACUGACUCGUCUGGGGCACCUCUGCUUCAGGUGUAUUGUUAAGGAGAGAGACCCAAGCAACGGGCAGGCACUUCGAGGCUUUGAUGCAAUCAGAUUUCUCCUUUUUCAAUACCUGCUAUGCCACUUUUUCAACCCCCAGUCUACCCCAACAACUUUGUUGAAGCCAAAUUUCUCUUCAUAUCUGAAUUUUACUGGAUUUUAUUUUGUUUUUUUUUUUUUUGGACAAUAUAGAACAUCAAGGAAUUGAACUGUGGAGCUGAUGAACUCGGGAGGUGGGAUGUGUGCCCAGGGAGGAGAAGAUGGAUAAGGAAGUUUAUAACUUGGGCCUCUACGGCUUCCAUACUUUACAUUUAGCUUCAACAACCUCGGUGGCCCAGCCUUGUCCCUGCUUUGAGGGUCUGUUGUACAGUUUUGCUUUCUGGCAUUGCACAAGUUAACUUGGGUAGGGAAUAACUGGAUGUUUGUGCCGAUGCUGAGGUGAGGGCCAAGCACCUGCUCUUGAGGGACCCAAAUCUCUAUUUAAAGUGCCUGGGUUGGUCCCAAAAACUUAAGUCCUCUAUCCAUGGCAUUUGCAGUAGCCAAAUCUGCCUUUUUCCUGCUGCCUUCAAAGGAGAAAGUUCAGGUAAUGUGGUUCUUCUUUGGCCUCUCGGCAUCGUCUCCAGAGAUCGUGCCGAUGGCAGGGGAUGUCUGGACAGCUGCCCUUCUCUCGUCUCCCACACAGAGCACAGGGAUCAGCUUUGCAGUCGCUGCCAGGCGGGCGGGAGAUGUCACCCAUAACUCGGGCUAUGGGCACGUGGUGGGAAUAGCCGAUUCAUUAUUCGGUCUUUAUCAUUAAGAGUUGGGCUGUUCAACUCUUCUGCCUUAAAAGCAGCGUGCUCAGAAAGGAGAGCCUCCCCUGCAGUGGGUUUGUGAGGAACUGUUCAGUCCUGCCUUUCCUCCUCCUUCCCAUUACACCUCCCUUAACAGCCAUUCCGAUGCGGGAGAUGCGGUAGCGCUACGCCGACGGCACGGUGCCAGGCGACCUUGAGGGCUGCAGCAUUUCAGCGGGAGGAAGCUCUGUCUUUACUGGUGUUGCUUGGUUGGUUAUCAUAAAGUAAACACGUGGAGCCAUGAGGCUUGUUUAGACAUUCAGGUGCCCUUGGACGUGAAUAGAACUCGCUUCGUUGGAUUUAUCAGCCGUAGAAUAAACACGCCCACUGGUUUUUGGGGAGAGGGAAACCAAAAUAGACCCCGUGCUUUUGGUGUGGACCAUGUUUUUGUGCCUUAAUUGGACUGAAAUGUGCCUUAAUUGGACUGAAAUGUGCCUUUAGUUUAUAGCCUGUGAUUACAUUCCAGAAGGUUGGGUAGAAGGGGAAGAAUCUGAUUCCUCACAUGAGCGGUCAGGCUUAUUUAACCAGCCAGAGCCCUUUGAAAUGUACAAUUUCAGUCUCUGUCCAAGCCUGGUUUUGUGAACUGCUGGCGUUUCAAAGCAUAAACCAUGGACAUCACUGAAACGACACCUUGGGACACUGACAGAGCGAGAGUUUGAAAACAAAAGGGAGAGACCAAAGCUUGGAUUUGCCUUCUCCUCCCUCCUUUGUCCUUAGAGCUGUCGGUUUGUGAAAAACGGUUAAUGCAAGAAAGAGACUUGAAAUGAGGCCGUCCUGGGACUCCCGGAGGAGCUGUGCUUGGUUCACCUUCUUCCAAGUGCCACACGAACUGGUGGGCCUGUUCGGCUUCCUGCUUCGGGAUGGAUUUGUAGGUACGUGCGUGGCUUGAGUUUACUUAAAGCUGUGCACUGAGGCAUCGGCGUGAGUCACACUGCGUGUCCGUGCGCUGCAGCUUUGGAGACCAGGGGGUGAGGAUGAACCUGCAAAGCGCUGCCGAUGGCUAUUACAGCUGCAAUAGGAUGUGUUUUCUGUUUAAUCUGUGUACAAAGAGUGAACGUGUAUGGAUUAACCUUGCAAAAUCUCCCCCGAAAAAACUCCCUAGGAGGAAGACUGCCCACUCGAUGGUCCGCGAAGCUGGUGCACCUGUGGUGUCUUAACGGGAUUCUGUUGCACUCCUUGCCCUUCCGUGUCUGAUUUGGUCUUUUUUAUAAAGCAAACCAU